AAACUACUUUCUUUUCCCAGCAGCAUCAAACAAUGGAAGUGGUUACAAGGAUGAUUGCGGACAUGCCAGUGGUGAUCUUCAGCCGGACAACAUGCUGCAUGAGCCAUACCAUCAAGACUCUGAUCAGUGGGUUCGGGGCGAAUCCGAUGGUUUACGAGCUCGACGAUUUCCAAGAUGGGCAACAAGUUGAAAGGGCACUGCAGCAGAUGGGAUGCUGGUCGAGUGUGCCGGCAGUUUUCAUAGGGCAGCAACUCAUUGGAGGUCCUAACCAAAUGAUCAUGACCCUGCAAGUGAAGAACCAGCUUAUCCCAUUACUCAUAAGGGCCGGAGCCAUAUGGAUUUGACAGACGCUACCACCAUGCACACAUGCCUAACUUUCUGUAAACAAAAAAUAAUUGAUGCGGCUUUCUCUGUAUUUCUCUUUGGGUAUAUACAAUGAUAUUUUUGCAGAGCAUAUCCUU
Molecule: messenger RNA, 461 nt
Organism: Hibiscus syriacus
Lineage: Eukaryota; Viridiplantae; Streptophyta; Magnoliopsida; Malvales; Malvaceae
Product: monothiol glutaredoxin-S6-like
Exons: 1
Coding region: 33-344 (103 amino acids)
Source: RefSeq, a predicted model, not a curated record